AUGACAAAUCUCCCAAUCAUUGUAUUGCCGCUACUCAAUGCUAUGAUGUUACGCAAAUACAUUCGGGAGGUAAAUAGUGGAUUACUUGUUCCACAACUGUUACUUACAUUCAACGGGUUAGCUUCAACUUACUAUCAUGCUACAUUGAACCUAUUCGGUCAAUUAGUAGAUGAACUCUCUCUGGUAUGGAUUAUUACUAUGUUUGUUGUCGUGUAUAUUCCAGUAAUGCAAUGGUUCCCAAGAAAGUUUAGUGAGCGACUGACCACAUUCCGACGUAUUGUCGUCAUUCUGACAGCUAUAUUUUCUGGACUCUGCUUCUUGGAGCCUGCCCUGAACGCCAUCGCUUUGAUGUUAUUCUCUGUACCAGCUGCACUAGUGCUCAACUACGAGGGAAAACAUUCACGUGUGGCAUCUAUUCCAGCUCUGGAAUACCAGACAUCGAGAAUUUUCCAAACAGGAUUCUUGCACUCUGGUUUACUUCCUUCGCUUUUUGGUUCGCUGAUCGACUACUCUGCGAUGUUUGGCUUUGGCUAG
Messenger RNA from Strongylus vulgaris, 534 nucleotides. NCBI's taxonomy places the organism in Eukaryota, Metazoa, Nematoda, Chromadorea, Rhabditida, Strongylidae. The record is from the annotation of a GenBank genome assembly.